Pseudovirgaria hyperparasitica is the source of this 1341-nucleotide messenger RNA. RefSeq lists its product as uncharacterized. The transcript is spliced from 2 exons. Bases 1 to 1341 code for a protein of 446 amino acids. The record is from RefSeq and is a predicted model, not a curated record. NCBI's taxonomy places the organism in Eukaryota, Fungi, Ascomycota, Dothideomycetes, Acrospermales, Acrospermaceae.
AUGAGUGGACUCGAGGUACUUGGAGCGAUAGCAGGAGGUAUUCAACUAGCGAACUACAUGAUCAAGAUUGCCAAGAAGGUACGACGUCUUUCGUUGGAGGUCAAGAUUGCUAGGCGAGAAAUUGGUGAUCUUGCCGAUGAGCUCUUCUGUCUUUCAAAUCUCAUGAUCGACUUCGAAAAGGUCAUUGCAUAUCUCAAUCGGACUUCAACCGUAUCCGAUGACCGAAACAGACAAGCCAAUGUUGCUCAAAGACUCAGUGAUCAGACCGGAAAGUCACUGAGUAAACUAGGUCAACUACUAAAGGUGGCAGAUCCUCUGCUCGAUCCCAACUCGACUAUUGGACAGCGUGGAUACGGGCACUGGAAUUGGUGGAGAGAAAAAGAGUCUGUGGUCUAUCUCAAGACUCAUAUCAUGGUUAUCAAAGACACUUUGACCCUCUUUGUCGCAAUUCUACUCCUACAGCAAACUAUCGACGGAGUUGAAGUCCCACAGGGGUCUUUUUCUUCUUCCGAAAUCAUGGCGUUGCGGAUUGAGCUUAUACGAGCAGGCCGCCGAAAGGUAAACAAAGGGAUCGACAAGCUGCAGAACCUGUACAUCCACUUAAACGAUGCAAGCCUGGUGGCACGCAUCGAUAUCGAGGAUAUCCUCUCGGUCGUGAACGACACGAAACUUGCGGCGCAAAUAUCUUGUAAAACCGCAAAGCUGGUGCAGGACUCGUCUGCCACACCCUCUACACUAUCGAGAAACGCGUCCAGCUCCAACAGUCCGAUCACUCCACGGGACCCCGAUGGUAUACGAUGUUAUGCUUCUGGUCGACAAAACUCAACUACUGAGUUCGAUCUACCGACCACUCAUAGUAUGGAAGUACAUCCAAGUUGGAAUCCAAGGGGCUCGCUGAAUCCUUUUGUGACCUCGGACUCUCUUGGAGAGGUGAGUGGAGAAACCAAUGUUCGAUCACAAAGUUUCCCAAAGUAUCCAUCGACACAUACGCCGACACAUACGUCUCGUCAAGGAGGACAUGGAAACACGUCUCAUCGACCCAUAGUAACAUCAGAGUCAGGCCAGUUGGAAAGCCAUAUGCAAACAAAUACCCGCACGCACUCGCCUCACCAGCAAACCACUACUGGCAACCAAAAAGACCCGAAAUCUUCGUCUGCGCCGCGAAACCUAAAGACAGAAAGGCAUGAUGUGUCAGGGGCGGCACAUAAUCGAUACCGUGCCUAUAACCCGUUCGAAAAAUCAUUACAAUCUGAUCGCCAGGCUCAACAUAGCACAAAUUCGAAAACUACUGGCGGCGUACAGUAUCGCCCAGCCGGUCCUUCCAGUCAAAGUCACACUUGA